AUGUCUGAUGCAGAUAUUGAAAAAUUAUUAUCAAAAAGUCAAGAUGAAAAUCCAUUAACAAUAAUUGAUGAAGUACCACCAAUUAAAUUGGAAGAUAUUCAUAUUGUUUAUCGUGUAACGAAACAAACCCUAUUUGAGGAUACUGCCGAACAAGGAUUUGUUAUUUUACUUGAUUAUACAGCUGAUGCUUCAUUAAAAGAAGAAGGUCUUAUUCAUGAAAUUACAACUCCAGUUCAAAAACUUCGAAAAAAGUUUCUUUUUUAA
Messenger RNA from Rotaria sp. Silwood2, 264 nucleotides. NCBI's taxonomy places the organism in Eukaryota, Metazoa, Rotifera, Eurotatoria, Philodinida, Philodinidae. The record is from the annotation of a GenBank genome assembly.